AUGACGGGUCUUAUAUGUGUAGGGAUCAUUCGAAAUACAAGAACUGUCAUGGAAUGCUUGCAUCGCUUUUGCAAGGAGUGCAUAGAGAAAUCCUUUCGCCUCGGUAACAAUGAAUGCCCUGCUUGUCGUACUCAUUGUUCAAGCCGAAGAUCGCUAAGGGAAGACAUCGUCUUUGAUGCAAUAAUUGCUAUCCUUUAUCCAAACAUUGAUAAAUACGAGGAAAAGUCAAUGCAAGAAGCUUAUGGCAAGACUCUUGAACGACAAAAUGAGGCACUGGGAAAGAAGGCUGCUGCUGCUGCUGCAACAUCUAGGUCAAAAGAUAAAUACUCAAGGAGUGCAACUCAGACACUGAGAAGAAGUGCAAGAAAUGCAAUUGCAUUUUCAGAAUCUAGUUCUAGCAGGGAUAUGCCAUUGCCUCCUAUUGCCGAAGAGAGAGAUACACAAGUCAUACCUGUCAGUAACUUUGCUGCGUUACAGAUACAGCCACAAAGCUCUCAGCAAGAGAUUAAUGCAAGCACAGUUGCAGGUGGAACAAUUCAAAGUCUCAUUACCUCAUCUGAUAAACUUGUAUGGGGGCGAUUUGGCCUCAGGAGUCACACCAAUACCAAUGCUAGACAUGCUGCUGCUUUGAGGAGCAAUCGCCUCGGGAGAUUCAUUGAUCAUCUCCAAAACUCCAACCAAAAUGAUCAUGAGCUGGACAUCUGUAUCAAACUUGUCUCUUUUGAGGAAGAAAGAGUGCCAAAUUUGUCAAGGCCAUACCUUAACUGCAAACCUACUCUCUCAAUCGACCAACUUUGCAAGUAUGUUGCCAUAGAAACCUUGCUGCAAACUGAAGAAAUUGAAUUGUACGUGGUGAAGGGGUGUGAACCUGACUUUGUAAGCGGUCAUGAAAAAUUUGUUGCAGACAAAUAUGAGACUCGAUUUCUUGGGAGAGGGGAUCAAACUUUGGCUGAAAUCAUAGAAAACAAUCUCAGCUUUGGUCAUCUGGUCAUAGCUUACAAGAGGAAGAAGUGGAACUUGAAUGAAGUGUUGUCUUCCUCUGGUUCUGAAUGA
Molecule: messenger RNA, 1053 nt
Organism: Vigna radiata var. radiata (mung bean)
Lineage: Eukaryota; Viridiplantae; Streptophyta; Magnoliopsida; Fabales; Fabaceae
Product: putative E3 ubiquitin-protein ligase RING1b
Exons: 6
Coding region: 1-1053 (350 amino acids)
Source: RefSeq, a predicted model, not a curated record